AUGAAUUUGCCAAAUGAGAGCCAGUGGGAUGAAACUACCUGCAACUCUGUUGCUUGUCAGCAUCCGCAGUGCUGGGCAGCUCUCCGCAGGAUUGAGAGGGGCCAUCCUCGGAUCCUGGACCCGUCAGUCAAAACUCCUCAGGAUGCUGAAGAUAAACUUCCGACACUCACCAUUGUAAACAUCAGUGAUACCUGCUUGUGGGCCAAGAAGAGAGUUACUUAUCCACAGUCAUCGGAAUACACUUUCCCUAAGGAGCGUUCUUUAUUGUCCAAACUUGAGUCCAGAUGUCAAGGCAGGUCUCGGACAGGUUUAUUUGACAAAGGUGUGAUCAACGGUGCUAACAGACCUCCCAAACUUUCAGUGUUGAAUUUGAAUGAGGUAAAACUUCCUUUCUGUGAAGGUGUCGGAAACAUGGUUGUAACCUGGAUUCCAGGAGAAACAGAGAAGACUGCCAGCUCAGCUAGAAAGAAAUCUGCUCUUUCCAGCUGGCAUGGGAAGAAGAGAAGAAAGGAGUUGGUAGAGAAAGUCAAGCCAUCUUCGAAUUUCCCUGGAAAACAGUACACAGAGACAUACUUGAGAAGUCCAGGGGUGGCUGUGCCUCCCCGUGCCCCAGUCUUAAGUUCAGAUUCCAUACCUGUAUGGGCUCAGGUUGACAUGCUACCUCAAGAUCUACUGAAGGAGUGCAUUUUGGCACAUGGAGGGAAAAGCAUGCCUUGUCCAGAGGUGAAGACAGAGGUGGCGAAGAUGAGAAAGAAUCAUCCCCUGGAAAAGGACCGGCCUGACAGCGCCAUUUCUUCUAAGAUGUAUCUAACUAUCCACCGCCUCACCCUGCAGAGACCAUCGCUGCGAUAUCCUGAAUAUCUGAGGAAACUGCACUAUCACCUGAAGAGAGAUGGAUCUGCUGGUGCUGGUGCUUCAGGUUACAGGAAACAGCAGCCGCAGCCGCAUUGGCAGCAGCAGAGGAAGGUGAAAACCCCUACUAAGAAACAGGAUACAAAGAAGAAAGCCAAGAGUGAUACCGAGGUCCAGAGCACUUUGGGUCUCAAAAUUCCAUCAGGACAGGACAGUGAUAGAAAACAGAAGGGGAAGCAGGAAGAGGCGAAGAUGAAAGCCACUACAAAACAUGUUUCCACAGAGGAUAACUAUGAUGGCACCUACUCAUAUUCCUCCAUUAGUUCAGAAAGUUCUGAAAUAUAUGAGACAGAGUCCAUUUACAAGGACAUCACUGCUCCGGAGGAGGCUAUGAUAGGCAUCCUGGGUUCCAGACAAGACUCAAGGAGCCACUUUGAAACUUUGAGUGAAACAGACUGGAACCCUGAGCUCAAACUACUGAGGAUUCUUCAGGCUGAGGAGGAUGAGGAAGACCAUCCCUCUGGGACACAGAGUGAGGCGUCUCUGGAGGCUUAGGCUGAAGGCAUCUUCUGGAGCAACCUUAGCCAGAACAGGAUACUUGGCUUUCUGACCACAAUGACCUUGGAUCUAAGGCAGAUAGGAGGGAGUUCUGCUCUCUGGAUCUUUCAGGGCAUGAGCAAGUGUAGAGACCCUACUUUAUUCUCUCAGCUCUACUUACCUCUAACAUAAAUGAGGGAGGGAAAAACCCUAAUCCUUUUAAUACAGGUGACUUCUCCAGGAUAAAAUGAUUUUCAA
Messenger RNA from Nannospalax galili (Upper Galilee mountains blind mole rat), 1647 nucleotides. It is a transcript of the gene CUNH9orf43, whose product is annotated as chromosome unknown C9orf43 homolog. Bases 1 to 1407 code for a protein of 468 amino acids. The record is from RefSeq and is a predicted model, not a curated record. Lineage: Eukaryota; Metazoa; Chordata; Mammalia; Rodentia; Spalacidae. The transcript has 13 exons.